AUGCCCACCUAUCCGAACGACAGCACCAUGAGCUCGACCGUUUUCUUGCGCCGUAUCACGAUACUGUCGUUUGUACCGGCUUUCUUAAUCCUUCUCAUCCACGGAGUUAGCAGCAGCUGGGCAUUUCCGGCCCUUGGAAUAUUACCGCUCGCGGUCUCGGCCGUGUUGGGCGCCUUGCUUCUCCAUCGUGACCGCGUGGCAGCUCUCGGGUCACCAAUCCAGGCAUUGUCGCCAGAAAACAUUUUCUAUGCUGAUACAACCCUUGCUGUUUGGUAUUUUGCUUUCCUGAUUCCGACCUGGGUGUUCCUGGGCAGGCCUUCGGAUGAAGAGUUGAUUAUUCUGGGCACGUAUGGCUCGGUAUUCCUCAUGGUGAACUUGGGCAUACAUUUCUACUUCGCAGCCGCCGAGGCUUUACACAUUAUCACCACGAAUCGGAGCCCGUUCCAGUCACUGGCGGCUGAAUAUACGCCUCUCAACGAGGAGUACAGGGACGAUCUUGCCGACAUCGAGGAGGGAAACGCGGGGCCGGUCUAG
Diaporthe citri is the source of this 534-nucleotide messenger RNA. RefSeq lists its product as uncharacterized. The transcript has 2 exons. NCBI's taxonomy places the organism in Eukaryota, Fungi, Ascomycota, Sordariomycetes, Diaporthales, Diaporthaceae. The record is from RefSeq and is a predicted model, not a curated record. Bases 1 to 534 code for a protein of 177 amino acids.